This is a messenger RNA of Trametes versicolor FP-101664 SS1, 930 nucleotides long. RefSeq names its product DNase I-like protein. The transcript has a single exon. NCBI's taxonomy places the organism in Eukaryota, Fungi, Basidiomycota, Agaricomycetes, Polyporales, Polyporaceae. Gene Ontology annotation, molecular function: catalytic activity. The record is from RefSeq and is a predicted model, not a curated record. The annotation marks the transcript as partial.
AUGAACCAGCUACUGCGCGACCGCAAAAUCGCGGUCCUGGCACUACAAGAAACACACACAAAUGAUCGCAGGCUGGACCUGCUGAAUCGCAUCUUUGAGCGGAACAUGGCCAUCUUGCAUUCCCCAGACCCUGUCAAUGCGACUGGAGCCCGGGGGGUUGCCUUUGCCAUCAACAAGCGGAUAUUCAAAGAUGGCAGCCCUAGGAUACGAGUGAUAGUCCCGGGGAGAGCAAUCCUGCUGACAAUCCAGUGGUCCGAGGACAGAACACUCAGAAUACUGAAUGUGUACGCACCAAAUGACCCCCACGCAAAUGCAGCCUUCUGGACGUCACUAGCCAAUGCAAACAUUGGCCGAAUUGAUGUCAUGCUGGGGGACUGUAACGUGGUAGAAGACAGGGCAGACCGAAUCCCACAACGGGAGGACCCAGAGGCCCCGCGUAUGGCUCUCCAGACGCUCUGUGAACAAUCCCAGAUGGUGGACGGCUGGAGGGUAGCGCACCCACUGGAGAAAGGGUUCACGUACCUCCAGGACAGCACAAGUGUUCAGUCAAGACUGGACCGAAUCUAUGUCCGGCGUCCAAUGCUAAAAGACUGCUCAGACUGGCAAAUUGUAGAACCCGGGGUACCCACUGACCACCUUAUGGCUACGGUGACAGCUGAGAACUACAAGUCACCCUUCAUCGGGAAGGGACGCUGGGUCAUGCAGCCCCACCUCCUUGAGGACGCAGAAAUGAAGAAGACAAUGCUGGCUCUUGGGAAGGAGCUUGUCCGUAAAAUUGAAGCGAUCCGUGAGCGAACACCCGACGACAACCCGCAACUGGCCUACGCAGACUUUAAGCGUGAUCUAGUAGCAGCUGCGAGAGCAAGGGCGAAGGAAAAGAUCCCUAAGAUCCAGAAACGGAUGGAGCGACUCAGGGACGACCUGAAAACU